AAAGGAAUUCUAGUUUCUCUGUUCAACCUGACAGGACUGUUUCAAAUCUAGUGAAGGACGAUGGCAUCUGCUCAGUCUCAGGAAACACUGGUGCAAGAUGCUCCAGUCCAGAUGGACAGCUCUUCUUCUCACACAGGACUCAAUGUUGAGAUGAAAGCUGAUAGAAGUGCAACUUUAAAUGCUCCUGUACUUACUGGAAACACCAUAUCAGGACCAGUAAACAUCAACUACAUCUCAAACCCUGCAGGGCAACAAGAAUCCUCAGAGACAGCUGGAAAACACACAGAAAAACAAGAUGAUUUAUUGCUGCAAACAUUUUUGAAAAGUCACAAAUCCAACAUGAAGGAAAAGGCAGAGCAUAUUUUUGAUGUCAAAAAGGAAGAAGAAACUUAUCUCAAGGAUGUUUUCACGGAGCUCUUUAUCACAGAGGGUGAUAUUAAAGGAGUGAAUGAAGAACAUGAGAUUAUACAGAUGGAUGAAGCUUUCAAGAGCAAAAAGCAACAGGACAGACCAAUCCACUGCAAUGAUAUCUUCAGUUCAUUGAGAAAAAAUACGACAAAGAGAAAGAUUGUUCUGACCAAAGGCAUCGCUGGCAUCGGAAAAACGGUCUCUGUGCACAAGUUCAUUCUGGACUGGGCUGAAGGAAAAGAGAAUCAGGAUAUAGACGCCAUGUUCCUGCUUCCAUUCCGGGCGAUCAAUUUGAUUAAAGAAGAAAAGAUCAGUCUACAUCAGUUUCUGAGUAAAUUUUAUCCGGAGUUGAAAGAAAUUGAAAAAACAAAUGUAUAUAAGAAGUGUAAUCUUGCAUUUAUCUUUGAUGGACUUGAUGAGAGUCGACUGCCUUUAGAUUUUGAAAGUGAAAUGGUGACUGAUGUUGAUGAAAAAUCAACUGUGGAUGAAUUGUUCACAAGUCUCAUCAAAGGUCAUCUGCUUCCAUCAGCUCUUGUCUGGGUGACCUCACGACCAGCAGCAGCCAAUCAAAUCCCUUCAGAGUAUGUAGGUUUGUUCACAGAGGUGCGAGGAUUCACUGACCAACAGAAGGAAGAGUACUUCAGAAAGAGAAUCAAAGAUGAGUCUCAGGCCUCAAGAAUAAUCUCACACAUCAAGACAUCUCGUAGUCUCUACAUCAUGUGCCACAUUCCUGUGUUCUGUUGGAUCACGGCUAUUGUUCUUCUGGAAACUCUCAUUGAGAACAACACAGAGGACAUUCCCACAACACUCACUGAAAUGUACAUCCACUUCAUACUAAUACAGAUGAACAUGAAGAACAGGAAACAUGAUACAAAAGUCGAAAGAAACCAUACUAAGCUGUUGGGUUCAAAUAAAUCAAUGGUUUUAAAAUUGGCCAAGCUAGCUUUUGAACAACUAAAGGAAGAAAACACAAUGUUCUAUGAGGAAGAGCUGAAGAAGUGCGGUAUUGAUGUGAGUGAAGACUUGACUGAGUCCACAGGAAUGCUCACCGAGAUCUUUAAGAAAGAAGCUGGACUUCAUGAGGUGAAGACUUUCUGCUUUGUGCAUCUGAGCAUUCAAGAGUUCCUCGCUGCGCUACAUGUGUUCUUCAAUUACCUGAACAAGAACCUGGAGGAGCUUAAAUUUUUCUUUAACCACAAAUUUAGGAUCUGCUUAAAAAAAAUCCUGCGAAACGUUACUUUGCAUGAGCUACUAAACAAUGCUGUUGCUAAAGCAAUGCAGAGUGAGAGAGGACAUUUAGACCUUUUUUUGAGGUUUCUUCUGGGCAUUUCACUGGAAUCCAAUCAGAAACUGUUGAAUGGCUUGUUUAGGCCUGAGAACAGCGCAGAGAGCAUCAGAAAAGUUAAAAAACACAUUAAACAAUUACAAAACCACAACAUCACAGCUGAAGCUUCAGUCAACCUGUACUACUGCCUACUUGAGCUAAAAGAUAAAUCAUUACACGAGGAAAUCCAGCGGUACCGGAGUUCAGGCAGAGAUUCAGGAAGAGAACUCUCAGCUUCAAUGUGUUCAGUGUUGACUUACAUACUGCUGAUGUCAGAGGAGGUGAUGGAUGAGUUAAACCUGAAUAUGUACAAAACAUCACCUGCAAACUACACGAGACUAAUCCCAGCUGUGAGAUGCUGCAGAAAAGCCAUAUUGAGAGAAUGUAAACUCACUGCUGAGUGCUGUGGAAGUGUAUCAUCAGCUCUACAGUCAUCAAACUCUCUGACAGAACUGGACAUGAGUCACAAUAACCUACAGGAUUCAGGAGUGAAGCUGAUCUCUGAUGGACUGAAGAGCCCAAACUGUAAACUGGAGACACUGAGGAGUCUCUGUCUUGCUGUUGCCACCUAG
This is a messenger RNA of Triplophysa rosa, 2304 nucleotides long. RefSeq names its product NLR family CARD domain-containing protein 3-like. Gene Ontology annotation, molecular function: protein binding. Lineage: Eukaryota; Metazoa; Chordata; Actinopteri; Cypriniformes; Nemacheilidae. The coding region runs from base 61 to 2304 and encodes 747 amino acids. The transcript is spliced from 7 exons. The record is from RefSeq and is a predicted model, not a curated record.